Molecule: messenger RNA, 366 nt
Organism: Ostertagia ostertagi
Lineage: Eukaryota; Metazoa; Nematoda; Chromadorea; Rhabditida; Trichostrongylidae
Source: the annotation of a GenBank genome assembly
AUGCUCAAGAAGCGCGUCGCAAGAGCGAACACUUUCAAGGGAGCAACAGCAUCAAAGUUCUUGCGGACAUUCGAAGCAGGCGAUCCAAGCGGCAGGCUUACAACGAUAAAACAUACCCAGGAAGGAGGUGCUAACAAAACCAGAAGCCUCUUCAAGACCGCAGCGGGAUUGUGGAUGAACAACACGUGCAUAAACUUCUAUCAAGACGAAAAUGAAACAUCUGUGGAUCUCUUAGUCGUAAUUAAAGAAUAUGGAUGCUGGUCAGAGGUUGGUAGGCAGGGCGAUUGGCAGUUCAUGUCGCUUGAUGGAGGCUGUGAAACGGUAUUGGAUCAGAAAAGCUUCAAUUUAAAACCGCGAAAUUUUUAG